AUGACCCAAGAUCCCGUCAUCGGCGACUACUACGUCGAGCCGGCCAAUGUCCCCCUGGUCGACUUUCGCAUGCUCACCUCGCCCGACGCGGCCCAGCGAGGGGAAGCCUUGGUCUUACUGGACACGGCUUUUCGCGAAUGGGGAUUUGUUCAGAUCUGCAAUCACAGCAUCGGGUCCGACAAGCUCCACCAGGCCUUCAAGUGGGCCGAGCGCUUCUUCGCGCAGCCCUCGGCAACAAAAGAGCUGAUCGCGCACCCGGGGACCGGUGAUAUAGAUGCAAACCGCGGCUGGACCAAGGCUGGCCUGGGGUAUACCGUGCAGAUGGAGUUUGACGAGGACAAGGUGGCCGCCUUCCGCCAGCAAAACCCGGACUGCAAGGAAACCCUGGAGCUGGGCAACCCAUUCGAUGCGGAGCUGGGCCACAACAAGUGGCUACCGGAGACGACCCUGCCCGGCUUCCGGGGCUUCAUGGAGUCCUGGUGGACGGACUGUGCGACACUGGCCCAGGGCCUGUAUCGCUGUCUCGGGGAAGCGCUGCGCAUUGGCAAGGCGGAGGAGGCGGACUGCUACUUCAGUCGCAUCCAUUCCGCCAACGACUGCCACAUGACGUGGAACUUCUAUCCUGCGAUGCCGGUGCGGGCUUUUAAUGCGGACGGCGCCAAGCGCCUCAACGCGCACACGGACUUUGGGACCCUGACGCUUGUGUUGCAGGACGCCGUCGGCGGCCUCGAAGUCCACGAUGGCCGUUCGUUCCGGCCCAUCGUGCCCGUCCCGGGCGCUGUUGUUGUCAACGUGGGCGACAUGCUCGAGCAGCUCUCUAACGGCCGAUGGCGGAGUGCCUUGCACCGAGUGGUUGCACCGGGGCAGUUGAUGCAGCCGCACCGCGAGCAGGAGAGCGAGACGAGUGUGGUCGACCGGUAUUCCCUAGUCUUUUUUGCAACGCCCAACCGGGGCGAGUUGAUCACAAUCGCGCCGGGCUGUGAGACACCAGGGAAAUGGAUGCCAAACAUGAGCGGGGACUGGGGCCCUCUCACGGCCUACCAGUGGAUCCAAAAGAGGCUGGCAGUGGAUUAUUUUUGA
Molecule: messenger RNA, 1080 nt
Organism: Aspergillus viridinutans
Lineage: Eukaryota; Fungi; Ascomycota; Eurotiomycetes; Eurotiales; Aspergillaceae
Exons: 2
Coding region: 1-1080 (359 amino acids)
Molecular function (GO): dioxygenase activity
Source: RefSeq, a predicted model, not a curated record